CCUUCCUGCUCAAAGUUUACUUUCACUUUCCUGAACUUCGUGGAGUGGAGCUUGUUGUUGGUGUGUGUGAAGAAAGUACUGACUGAAGAUGAUGAUGGAGAAAGAGGAGGACAGAGCAGAGUCUGCAGGAUCCAGCUGUCCGUCUGUGAGGAGUGACCGGUCCAAAGAUGUAAAUCCACAGUUCAGUGCUGAAUCUGGACCAACGAGAGGUCAGAGGUCACAGUCUGCAGGGUCCAGCUGUCCGUCUGUGAGGAGUGACCGGUCCAAAGAUCACCCUCCAGAGUUCAGUGCUGAACCUGGACCAACGAGAGUGGACCAGCAGAGUUCAGAGGUUCCCAGUGAUCAGUCUGCCCAGCAGCAUCAAACACAGCUGGACUCCAUAUUUAUGCUGCUGGAGGACAACAUCAUCACUUUUGUGAAGAACGAGCUGAAGAAGAUUCAGAAGGCUCUGAAUCCAAAUAAGCCCCAGUGUUUGGAGUUUCAGAGGAGCAGCAGCAGAGAGGCAUUUGUGAAGAUCACAGUGGACUUCCUGAGGAGAAUGAAGCAGGAGGAGCUGGCUGACCGUCUGCAGAGCAAACUUCCAGCUGCAGUUUGUCAUCGUAACCUUAAAUCUGAGCUGAAGAAGAAGUUCCAGUGUGUGUUUGAGGGGAUCGCUAAAGCAGGAAACCCAACCCUUCUGAAUCAGAUCUACACAGAGCUCUACAUCACAGAGGGAGGGACUGCAGAGGUCAAUGAUGAACAUGAGGUCAGACAGAUUGAAACAGCAUCCAGGAAACCAGACAGACCAGAAACAACAAUCAGACAAGAAGACAUCUUUAAAGCCUCACCUGGAAGAGAUGAACCAAUCAGAACAGUGCUGACAAAGGGAGUGGCUGGCAUUGAGAAAACAGUCUUAACACAGAAAUACACCCUGGACUGGGCUGAAGACAAAGCCAACCAGGACAUCCAGUUCAUAUUUCCAUUCACUUUCAGAGAGCUGAAUGUGCUGAAAGAUGAAAAGUUCAGCUUGGUGGAACUUGUUCAUCACUUCUUUACUGAAACCAAAGAAGCUGGAAUCUGCAGCUUUGAAGACUUCCAGGUUGUGUUCAUCUUUGAUGGUCUGGAUGAGUGCCGACUUCCUCUGGACUUCCACAAAACUACAGUCCUAACUGACCCUACAAAGUCCACCUCAGUGGAUGUACUGCUGAUAAACCUCAUCAGGGGGAACCUGCUUCCCUCUGCUCACCUCUGGAUAACCACACGACCUGCAGCAGCCAAUCAGAUCCCCGCUGACUGUGUUGACAUGGUGACAGAGGUCAGAGGGUUCACUGACCCACAGAAGGAGGAGUACUUCAGGAAGAGAUUCGGAGAUGAGGAGCAGGCCAGCAGGAUCAUCUGCCACAUCAAGACAUCACGAAGCCUCCACAUCAUGUGCCACAUCCCAGUCUUCUGCUGGAUCACUGCUACAGUUCUGGAGGAUGUGCUGGAAACCAGAGAGGGAGGACAGCUGCCCAAGACCCUGACUGAGAUGUACAUCCACUUCUUGGUGGUUCAGGCCAAAGUGAAGAAGGUCAAGUAUGAUGGAGGAGCUGAGACAGAUCCACACUGGAGUCCAGAGAGCAGGAAGAUGAUUGAGUCUCUGGGAAAACUGGCUUUUGAUCAGCUGCAGAAAGGAAACCUGAUCUUCUAUGAAUCAGACCUGACAGACUGUGGCAUCGAUAUCAGAGCAGCCUCAGUGUACUCAGGAGUGUUCGCACAGAUCUUUAAAGAGGAGAGAGGACUGUACCAGGACAAGGUGUUCUGCUUCAUCCAUCUGAGUGUUCAGGAGUUUCUGGCUGCUCUUCAUGUCCAUCUGACCUUCAUCAACUCUGGAGUCAAUCUGCUGGAAGAACAAAUGACCUUCAUAUGGUCUAAAUUAAUUAAAAAGAAAAAGAGUUUAAAAUCUUUCCACCAGACUGCUGUGAACAAGACCUUAAAGAGUCCAAAUGGAAAGCUGGACUUGUUCCUUCGCUUCCUCCUGGGUCUUUCACUGCAGACCAAUCAGACUCUCCUACGAGGCCUGCUGACACAGACAGGAGGUAGCUCAGAGACCAAUCAGGAAACUGUCCAGUACAUCAAGAAGAAGUUCAGUAAGAAUCUGUCUGCAGAGAAAAGCAUCAAUCUGUUCCACUGUCUGAAUGAACUGAAUGAUCGUUCUCUAGUGGAGGAGAUCCAACAGUCCCUGAGAUCAGGAAGUCUCUCCACAGAUAAACUGUCUCCUGCUCAGUGGUCAGCUCUGGUCUUCAUCUUACUGUCAUCAGAAAAAAAUCUGGAUGUGUUUGACCUGCAGAAAUACUCUGCUUCAGAGGAGGCUCUUCUGAGGCUGCUGCCAGUGGUCAAAGCCUCCAACAAAGCUCUGCUGAGUGUCCCUGAUCUCUCAGAAAGAGGGUAUGAAGCUCUGUCCUCAGUUCUCAGCUCCCAGUCAUCUAUGCUGAGAGAGCUGGACCUGAGUAACAGCAAGCUGCAGGAUUCAGCAGUGAAGCUUCUUUCUGCAGGACUGAGAAGUCCACACUGUAAACUGAAAACUUUGAGACUCAGUCACUGUCAGUCCUCAGAGAGAGGCCAUGAAGGUCUGCUCUCAGUCUUCAGCUCCCAGUCCUAUAGUCUGAGAGAGCUGGACCUGAGUAACUCUGACCUGCAGGAUUCAGGAGUGAAGCUUCUGUCUGCUGGAGUGAAGAGUCCACGCUGUAAAAUGAAAACUCUCAGUCUGUCAGGCUGUCUGAUCACAGAGGAAGGCUGUACUUCUCUGGCCUCAGCUCUGAGCUCCAACCCUUCCCAUCUGAGAGAGCUGGACCUGAGCUACAAUCAUCCAGGACACUCAGGAAUGAAGCUGCUGUCGGCUGGACUGAAGGAUCCAGGCUGGAGACUGGACACUCUCAGGGUGGAGCCUGCUGGAGUCCGAUGGUUGAAACCAGGUCUGAGGAAGUAUUCCUGUCAACUCACAAUCGACACAAACACAGUACACACAAACCUCCAACUGUCUGACAACAACAGGAAGGUGACACAUGUGUGGGAGGUUCAGUCAUAUCCUGAUCAUCCAGACAGAUUUGAUGUUUAUCCUGAGCUGCUGUGUAGAAAUGGUCUGACUGGUCGCUGUUACUGGGAGGUUGAGUGGAGAGGAGACGUUUGUAUAUCAGUGAGUUACAGAAGAAUCACAAGGAAAGGAGGCAGUGAUGACUGUGAGUUUGGAGGGAAUGAUCAGUCCUGGAGUCUGAACUGUUAUAGUGAUGGUUCUCGUUCUGUCUGGCACAAAAACAGACAAACAUCCAUCUCCUCCUCCUCUUCCUCCUCCUCUGUCUCUAACAGAGUAGCAGUAUAUGUGGACUGUCCUGCUGGCACUUUGUCCUUCUACAGAGUCUCCUCUGACACUCUGAUCCACCUCCACACCUUCAACACCACAUUCACUGAAACUCUCUAUCCUGGGUUUUUAGUCUGGUCUCCUGCUUCCUCAGUGUCCCUGUGCUGAGUUGAGUGUAAAGAGUGUCCUCCUGUUAGAGAAACACUCUGACUGUUGAACAGAUAGUUCAGUCUGUACAUGUCUGUCUCUUUCACUCAGAAACACGUUUUCAGAUUCAUGGAUUCAAUCAGUUGAUGUUUGAAACUGUUCUAAAUGAUUCCUUGUAAACUUCUUCCUUUUCAGUCCUUUAAAGAUGGAAGCUCCCAUUAUUCCAGGAUCCACAUGUUGGUUACUUAGUUGUUUGAUUGCCAGCCGAGCCUCCUGUGAGGAAAAGCCAGAGGCUGCCAGUGAUGUAGCCUACUGUCUAGGAUCAAUGUCAGUUUCACUGAAUUGUAUCUUCAGUAGCUGUUUGCUCCAAUACAGUUGUCAGGUUUAUAUGGUUGAUUGUCAUUUAUGCUUCGAAAUAUUUACUCAUAUAUGCUUAGAGUUUAUAAUCGAUGUCAUAUUGAUAGGGGUCUGAUCCUUAGUAGUCUGCAAAGACUUUGUGUGCAUUCCAGAGUGUUCUGGCAUACACACUCAGAUCCUAGGGUCAUGGGAAGAGGUUAUAUCUUCUCUUACUGAUAUAUGGUAUAGUAAACACAUCUAUAUCUGUUUUAGUCUAAGUGCCUUUUGUUUAGAUGAACUGCUGGACUUCCAGACCAGCAGCAGUCGUUUAUGGGGUCACAUUCUGACCCCACACACACACACACACACACACACACGCACACAUACAGUACUCUUUGUUCACAUGUAUACCUAUGUAAGACGUCAUGUGUUAAUGAGCCUAUGCAUAUUCAUGUAACCUCAAUAAAAGAGCAGUGUUACGAGGGAGCAGACGAGAGCAACUGAAGUCAAGUGGAAGGAACGACAAUGGCUCGGGCCUCCCUCGUAUACGAGUAACAAAAAGAACUUUGCCUGCUUGGUGUCUAAUGCUUUUUGCUGUUGUAUUAAAAUUCUCUCGUUCCAGCGGCGGGUCUGUGCUAGACAGACCCAUCAACAGUCACACGUGUUAGCAUCAUUUAGCUACAGUGGUCCUGAAGCAGCUUCAGACCUCACUGAUCACAUGACUCUGGUCACCUGGACUCAGUGUUUCUGAAGCAGUGUGCUGGGUUUUUAAAAAUACGUGGCUGCUGCCUGAUGUUGGGCCCACAGAGGAAGACGACUCACUCACUCUUCUUUACUUCCUCCUUAAACAUGUGGAAGGAGAGCAAAGUGCUGCCAGACUCUUAUUUAUGACAGGAACAGAAUAAACCACAGCAAACUGUUCCAGUUAUUCAUCUUCAUCACAAUCUAUUUAUUUAUGAUGGUGUCUUCAGUCUGAGGGUUUGAAGUUUCCAUGUCUGUGUGAUGUGUGGUGUGAAGGCUGCUGGUUAAACUGGGACUCACUGUUUAAAGCACUGAGUGCUCAUAGAGAGAUGCUCCAUGAGUCCCAGUACAGACUACAAACAUGGUGGAAACUUAGCUUUGAUAUCCACACACUCUGCACGUCUGUGAGUAAAUGUGAUGAAGAUGUGCAGAGAUCUGUGUACAAACAGGAGAAAGACUGUAAAGACUCUGUGCUUCUAACAGCCUCUGUUAACAUAUGUGAGGCUGUUUGUUGUUGUUACCAUGGAGCUUUUCACUGUUUGGGUCUGUGUCAGCUUCACAGGUCAUGUGAUCAGGUUUGUUCUGUGAAAGCUAGACGAUGGUUCAGUGUCAGGGUUUGUUUGCA
Molecule: messenger RNA, 5165 nt
Organism: Pelmatolapia mariae (spotted tilapia)
Lineage: Eukaryota; Metazoa; Chordata; Actinopteri; Cichliformes; Cichlidae
Product: NLR family CARD domain-containing protein 3-like
Exons: 11
Coding region: 89-3484 (1131 amino acids)
Biological process (GO): intracellular signal transduction
Molecular function (GO): protein binding
Source: RefSeq, a predicted model, not a curated record